Messenger RNA from Erigeron canadensis, 1002 nucleotides. RefSeq names its product proteasome subunit beta type-3-A. NCBI's taxonomy places the organism in Eukaryota, Viridiplantae, Streptophyta, Magnoliopsida, Asterales, Asteraceae. Gene Ontology annotation, biological process: proteasome-mediated ubiquitin-dependent protein catabolic process. Gene Ontology annotation, cellular component: proteasome core complex, beta-subunit complex; proteasome core complex. The record is from RefSeq and is a predicted model, not a curated record. Bases 142 to 756 code for a protein of 204 amino acids. The transcript has 7 exons.
CUCCAAGCUACUCUCAAAUUUAGUUUUUCUAUUUAUCACUCCUCCCGAUCGAUCUACCAAACCAAACCAAAUUCACAUAAAAAAAAAAAAAUUUUAAUUAUCAUCUUUGUUUGUUUUUCUGGUGUUAAUCUCAAUCAAUCGAUGUCGAUAUUUGAGUAUAAUGGGAGUGCUCUAGUAGCAAUGGUAGGUAAAAAUUGCUUUGCUAUUGCUAGUGAUCGGAGGCUCGGUGUUCAGCUUCAAACCGUCGCCACUGACUUUCAAAGGAUUUUCAAGAUUCAUGACAAGCUUUUUCUUGGUCUUUCUGGCCUCGGCUCUGACGUGCAAACUCUGCAUCAGCGUCUUGUGUUUCGCCACAAACUGUACGAGCUUCGUGAAGAAAGGGAUAUGAAGCCUGAAACUUUUGCCAGUCUUGUAUCUGCCAUUCUCUAUGAGAAAAGGUUUGGUCCUUAUUUCUGCCAACCUGUGAUCGCUGGAUUGGGAGAGGAUGACAAGCCAUUCAUCUGCACAAUGGACUCUAUUGGAGCAAAAGAGCUUGCAAAAGAUUUUGUUGUUGCUGGGACAGCAUCAGAGUCUCUUUAUGGUGCAUGUGAGUCGAUGUUCAAACCUGACAUGGAACAAGAGGAGUUGUUCGAGACCAUCUCCCAAGCUCUUCUAUCAUCUGUUGACCGUGAUUGUUUGAGUGGUUGGGGAGGGCAUGUAUAUGUUGUUACACCAACUGAAGUGACAGAAAGAAUCCUGAAGGGUAGAAUGGAUUGAGCUUGUCACAAAGAACUAUUAGCCUCGAAUCUGUAUGAUUAGUGAUACGAACAAUUUGGCAUUCGGAUUGGAGGUGAGUAAGCUGGGGCACUGAUUUGAUGAGGUUAUUGUAUUGGUGUCUGGUAUCUUAUAAAACUAUGAAGGUAGUCUUGUGUUUUUGGCUUGAAAAUUUGACCAAAUUUUAGACUUGUAUGGUAAUGUUCUGUAACAGUCAUUUCAUGUCUCUCCAAGAAUGUUUUCCUUCAA